UAUAAGAUCCAGCAAAAAGGCACAUCUGACCUGAGCUUUCCUAUUGGAUCAACAAUCAUGUUCUUGUCAAGAUCAAAAAUUAUGUUUCUUCUCCUGUUCUCAAGUCUCCUCACCCUCUCCUCCUGCCUUUCUCGUCAGUAUUAUUUUGUGAAUGUGAAUAAAAACUGGACUGAGGCACAGGCGUUCUGCAGACAGAGCUACAUUGACCUGGCCACAAUUGAGAAUGAUAACGACCAAAGUAGCGUCAUUGCUGCUGUAAAUGGCAGCUAUAAUUCUCAAAUCUGGAUCGGGCAGUAUGAGGAUGUGCAGAACAGCUGGAGAUGGUAUUUGGAUGAUGAUGCUUUCUAUGGGGUGGGCGAGAGGAAUUACAGGAACUGGGGCUCAAAUGCACCAGAUAAUAACGGUGGAAAAGAAAUGUGUACACAAAUGAUGAGUAACGGAUUUUGGAAUGAUGUGAAUUGUAACCUUUUAGCAAAAUUCAUUUGUUACAAUGGGUCCAGCAACAGUAAUAUUAUGAUCAGUCUGAGUAUGAAUGUCUCUGAUGCUCGUCAGUACUGCAGACAGUACUACACAGACCUGGUCAGCAUCAGGAAUGCAACAGAGGAUCAACAGAUUUUUAACUUAGCAGCAGGACAAGCAGUUUGGAUCGGUCUUUACAGAACUAGACUAUGGUCAGACCAGAGCAACUCCACUUACGGGAACUGGCUAACUGGAGAACCAAAUAAUAUGGGAGGAAAUGAACACUGCACCGCAAUGUGGAUGUAUUAUUCUGGUCUAUGGAAUGAUUCUCCUUGUAAUUUUGCAUACCCCUUCAUCUGCUACAGAUUAACACUGUCCACACCUUUCACCACAGAAACAGCGACCACCACAUCCACCACAGUACAAAUUUAA
This is a messenger RNA of Colossoma macropomum (tambaqui), 891 nucleotides long. Its product is annotated as macrophage mannose receptor 1-like. Bases 58 to 891 code for a protein of 277 amino acids. Lineage: Eukaryota; Metazoa; Chordata; Actinopteri; Characiformes; Serrasalmidae. The transcript is spliced from 7 exons. The record is from RefSeq and is a predicted model, not a curated record.